GAGGACCAGGUUGGCCCCUUCCUGGAGGCCAAAAGGGGAGGAUUUCUUCCUUGGAGGGGCUGCAGAGCAGUGAGAGCCCUCCUUCUUUUUUUGGAAGAAGCCUUACUUGGCAGUCCUGACAUCUGUGAGAUUUGGGAGCUGUCGGCACAAGGAGGCGCCUAUGAAACAUCUCCCUGUCAGUGCCCCUUUGGGAUAAUAACAUUUAACUACGCAAAAGGGAAACUGCUUAUUUUCAGCAAAAUCCCCAGACUGAAAAGUAUGCCUUCAUUGGAGUUGGUUUGGACUCAGACUGCCUUGGAGUAGAUCAGUAUUGGAAUAGGCCUGGGCUAAGUCUGCUUUGGACUAGGACAACACUGGAGUAAGUUAGGACUAAUGGUACACUGGAGUAAGCAAGUGCUUGGAUAUGCCUGGAUGAGGGGUGCAUUGCAGCAAGACAGCAUUGGAAAUGCACUGUAUUCAGCCUGAAUUAGGAUGCAUUAGAGGUAAUUAGGGUUAGAUUGAAGCCCCUUCCACACAGCUGAAUAAAAUCAGACAUUAUCUGCUUUGAACUGGAAUAUAUGGCAAUGUUUUUACCAGCUUUCUAAACGUCAGGAGGGAAGAGGCAGAUCUAAUCUCCAUCGGGAGAGAGUUCCCAAGCCAAGGGGCCACCACUGAAAAGUCCCUGUCCCUCGUCCCCACCAAACGCGAUUGCGAAGGCGGUGGGACCGAGAGCAGGGCACCUCAUGUUGUGGUGGCCCAGUCCAAAGCAGAUAUUGUGGGAUUUUCUGCCUUGGUAUUCUGGAUUAUAUGGCUGGGUGGAAGGGACUGGAGCCUCGCAUAAACCUCCAUUAGGAUAGGCCUGCAGUGAAGUAGCCCUGGAUCAAGCUUCCACCGAAGUAGACUUGGUCCAAGGCACUCUUUCCAUUGGUUUUGGCUAAAGCAGACAGGGAUCAGACAGGCUGGAACCUUUCCUCAUUUCCCAGUGACAAAGGAAGAUUAUGGCUACUGGACAAGACUUCUCAGCCCCGGAAGAUCUUCAGUUACAGUCUUUGGAGGUGGAUGGAGUUCUAAUUAAAGUGGGAGCAAUAGCUUCAAAUUUGACAUUUUCCAACCCUGCAGAGAGACUGGAAAGGCCUGGCAAGUCCCACUGCAUCAACAAACAGAAGGGGAUGGAGAAUCUGCCAAAUUGCAAAGGAGAGUCCCCUGUGAAAUUGCCGUCCCAAAACUCUCAACUGCUGAUGCCGUCUCCGUGGGACGACCUAAAGGCAUUCCUGCCUUUCUCGGAGGAAGCUGCUUCUCCUGACCCACUUGUGCAAGGCCCCAGCAGGGAAUCCCAGGCUGUCUGCACCUCUUUGAAGCACCAAGGAGAUGACACAGCCGUACGAGAGGAGCCCUCGGGAACGGAUGCUGCCGCCAUGGAAAGGCAGCGGCUGAACUUCCGGCAGUUCUGCUACCUGGAGGCCGAGGGGCCCCGCAAGGUGUGCAGCCAGCUCUGGUACCUUUGCCACCGAUGGCUGAAGCCCGAGAGGCACGCCAAGGAAGAGAUCCUGGAGCUGUUGAUCCUGGAGCAGUUCCUGGCCAUCCUCCCGCCAGAGAUGCUAAGCUGGGUCAAGGAAAACGAUCCUGAGAGCUGCGCCGAGGCUGUGGCUUUGGCUGAGGACUUCCUGCAGAGGCGACAGGAAGAUGGGCAGUGGGACAAACAGGUGGUUUAUCCACAAAUGCAAAUGAAUUCCAGUGAAGCUGAAGGACUUCCCUCAAAGGCUGUGAAAAUGGACUUUGAUGUGGAAGUCAAGGAGGAGGACACGGAGGCUGCCAUCUGUAUUGGUGAUGGGCAAUCGAGUGAGACUGAGGAGCCAUACCUGAUAUGUAUGAAACCUGCGGAUGUGGAUGAGAAAGAAAAAGGAGCCUACCCUCUGUCUGAAGAGGAGGAAGAUGUAUAUUUGAACCAGCCUGGGUCAGAGGAGUGGCUGGAAAAAGACCCAGAGGAAACUUUUCCGCUUGGCGAAGCCUCAAGCUUCCUUGGUGAACCCUCAAAGAAAGUUUCCAAGGAUAAGCAGGAGGCAACUUGCAGAACAUGCGGGAAGACCUUCAGCCGGAGGACGGGCCUGCUGGCCCACGAGAGAGUCCACACUGGAGAGAAGCCCUACAAGUGUCCUCACUGCGGACGCAGCUUCCGCUCCAAGUCCACCCUGGUUGUCCACCAGAGGACCCACACAGGGGAGAGACCCUAUCAGUGCAAGGAGUGUGGGAAGGGCUUCCCGGUGACCACGCAACUCAUUGAGCACGAGCGGACCCACUCCGGGGAGAAGCCCUACAAGUGCGGGGACUGUGGGCAGACCUUCCGCCAGAGGUCCCACCUCAAGAACCACCAGAAGAUCCACACGGGCGUCAAGCCGUUCAAGUGCUCCUACUGCGGGAAGAGCUUCAGCAUCAGCUCGGAUCUCAUCCGGCACGAGCGGGCUCACACGGGAGAGAAGCCCUUCCAGUGCCCCGAGUGCGGCAAGCGCUUCUGCAACAGCUCCCAAGUCAUCACGCACCGGCGGGUCCACACGGGCGAGAAGCCUUACAAGUGCCUGGAAUGUGGGAAAGGGUUCACGGUGAGCCAGCAGCUCAUCCGCCACCAGGCAGUCCACACGGGCGACAAGCCCAACCAGUGCCUGGAGUGCGGGAAGACCUUUGGCGGGAGUGUCCUCCUGGCGGAGCAUUUGAGGAUCCACACAGGGGAGAAGCCCCAUGGGUGUCCCGAGUGCGGGAAGGCCUUCCAGCUGCGCUCCAUGCUGAUCACACAUUUGAAAGUCCACACGGGGAAUAAAAUAGAAAGGAUUGGAUUCUGAAGAAAGCUGGGUGAGGGAGGGGAUGGCGUUCGGAUGUUUUAGAGCUGAUUUAUAACACAGGUAGCCCUCCGCAUUUGCAGACUUGAUUCCUGUAUGUACAAGGGUUGUGCAAACUUGGGCCCUCCAAGUGUUUUGGACAUCAACUCCCACAAUUCCUAACAGUCUCAGACCUCUUCCUUUUCACCCUCAGCCGCUGUAUUUUCAUUUACUGGACCAAAUUUGGCACAGAUACC
Molecule: messenger RNA, 3046 nt
Organism: Anolis sagrei ordinatus
Lineage: Eukaryota; Metazoa; Chordata; Lepidosauria; Squamata; Anolidae
Product: zinc finger protein 397-like
Source: RefSeq, a predicted model, not a curated record